Molecule: messenger RNA, 1955 nt
Organism: Porites lobata
Lineage: Eukaryota; Metazoa; Cnidaria; Anthozoa; Scleractinia; Poritidae
Source: the annotation of a GenBank genome assembly
AUGCGCCCGUUAGUUAGGCGUUGGCGUUCUAUGGGACACAACAGUUUCAUUUAUUUGGACGAUGGUUUCGGGAGUCGACCAGACAAAUGUUCUGCCGUGGCAGCUAGCUUAAUUCAACGUAAAGAGCUCUCUUCAUCUGGUCUUCUUUGUAACGAGGAAAAGUCUCACUGGGAUCCAGUUCAAAUUGGCGAAUGGCUAGGCUUCGUUAUUGAUACUAUUUUAAUGUGUUUCCGGAUUCCCGAGAAGAAAGUUCUCAAGCUUAAAGGCUUGCUAGAUUCUGCGAUUCAGGAUGGAUUCUCUUCAUUUCGCGAGUUAGCGAGAAUAGCAGGCACUAUCAUUUCAGCUGCGUUAGCUGUUGGUCCAAUUUCUCGUCUUUUGACCAGACAAAUGUACUUCGCCAUUGAAACCAGAUCGGCUUGGGAUGACAUAAUUCAUUUUCCUCCGAGCCUUUUACAAGAACUGAAGUUUUGGUAUUGCAACAUCGACUGCUUAAACGGCUAUUCUAUUAGGCCACCGUUAGCUACGCAUAUUGUUGUAUUUUCCGAUGCUAGCGACGUAGCGUUCGGAGGAUUUUCGGCUACUUUAGACGGCUCCGUCGUUAGCGGCAUGUGGGAGUGCGAGGAUAUCGGCCAAAGCUCUACGUUUCGCGAGCUGAAAGCAAUUUUUUACGUGUUGCUUUCUUACGUGGCUCAACUGAAACACAAGAGAGUUAAAAUCUUCACUGAUAAUCAGGCCGCCGCCAGAAUAGUUGCUAUCGGAAGCUCCAAAUCUCACCUCCAGGCCCUGGCUAUGGAUAUUUUCCAUCUUUGUCUUGCCAACAGCAUCGUUCUCGAAGCCCAGUGGAUCCCUAGGUCUCUUAAUGAAAGAGCAGAUCUUCUUAGCAGAUUUAUUGAUAAAGACGACUGGUCCAUCAAUCCCUCGGUAUUUCGACUUGUCGACGCUAAAUGGGGCCCUCACACAAUUGAUCGCUUUUCGUCCUAUUACAAUGCCAAGCUUCCGAGGUUCAACUCUAAAUUUGCUUCCCCAGGUUGCAGCGGUGUGGACGCCUUGGCUCAGGAUUGGCGACAUGAGAAUAACUGGGUUUGCCCUCCGGUGGGUGCCAUUGUGCCUUCAGUUAGGGCUCUCUCGUCCUGCUCCGGUUACGGCACUUUGAUCGUUCCACAAUGGCCUUCGGCCUAUUUUUGGCCUUUUUUGCACGACAACGCCUCCCAGUUCAAGUCUUUUGUUAAAGAAGUGUUUGAGCUUCCUUGUAUUGAAGACCUCUUGCUGGAGGGUCCAGGACAGAAGCAGAUUUACAAAGCGCAUCCGUCGGUGUUCAGCGGCUGCCCGAAAUUUAAAAUGUUAGCUUUGCGGAUAGAUUUUAGGUGAGCUUUCCCAUUUUUGUCUCCCCUUACAGCUCAUUUUUGUCGGUGUUUUUUAGGUUUAUCUUUGGCAGUGUAUUUUUGCCUGAUUUGGCAGCUUUGUUUUGCCUGUUUUGGCGGUGUAUUUUUUUGCCUGGUUUGGCAGCGUCUUCUUGGCUCUGAGUUCGAUGUCCGCUUCACCACGCAGUUUGCCUGUUUUGGCGCCGUCAGUUGGCCUCAUUUUACGUUUUAUUUUAUUGGUCUACAUUUGUUUUAUUGAAUGUUUGCUAUUUUGUUGUAUUUUUUACUGUUUUUUACAGCAUUACCGGGCCCAGCCAGUUCGGCUUCCGUUUGUCUUUGUUUCUCAUUACAUGUCGUUUUUACGCUGUAGUGCUGUCCGUGCUGCAUGAUUAUGAUGCAGCAUCAUAUUUUCUACUGUAUUAUAAUUUUAAAUGUUUUGCCUUUUCCUGCCUACUUUUAUAUUAUUAUUUUUUUUAGCUGUUCUCCAAUCCGGGAUUUGGAGUGAAGCGAAUUCUUUGGCCGAUCCAUCCUUGCGCAAGCUUGUUCCAGACCUUCUCCAUUUACAGUUUGAGUCCAAGGUUCCCUCUACCGUGA